AUGGCAAGCUCGUCAAAUGAUGCAGGGAAGGGAAAAAGCAUUGCUGAAGAGAGAGAAUCUGAGAGAGAGUUUCUGUACAAGGAUGAGUUGCAGCUGGAGUUCGUGUUCAACGUUGGCCAUGUGAAAGACUUCGAGUUGAGCAUGCCAUAUAGGGCACAGUUGACCAACGACAAGUGGAACCUGUUCCUGCGUGUGCCCUUCUUCGAAGAAAUCCUGUUGCAGUUCCUGAAAGAGGAUGAAGAUGUCAAAGAGGGACUCCCAGUGACCGUGUACGACAAAGGGGGACAUGAGUUCCCGAUGAUGCUCAAGAAAUUUGACAAAGAUUCCGUCACUUACUAUGUGCUGAAUCGAGGGUGGUUCAAUUUCUGCGACCAAAAGCGCUUGCAGGAAAACGAUGUUGUUGCAUUGCGAACUUUUCGCCAUGCAAUAACUGACAAGUUAUCCAUCGUUGUUACUUACACAAAAAUGAGACCACAACCACAACUUCCCACCUUGUAUAAUGCUAUGGUAAUGCCAGAAACUCAACACAACCAUCAGUUCCGUUAUCAAGUGUUGGGGAAGAAAUUCAUCGUGUCAUAA
Sphenostylis stenocarpa is the source of this 579-nucleotide messenger RNA. The record is from the annotation of a GenBank genome assembly. Lineage: Eukaryota; Viridiplantae; Streptophyta; Magnoliopsida; Fabales; Fabaceae.